AUGAUAUUUGUGGUAGUUGGGCACGUGAUAUUUGGAUUGGAGGGCAAAAUAGGUACUUUCAUGGCAACGAGAUUCCAAGAGGAAAUAGAGCUGGAGUCUGUACAGGAGACGCAGCCGCUGAAGACGCCAGGAAAUGGUCAGAUCCGAUAUCGAUCACCGUCGGCUGCAGAACUUUUAGAAUCACAGCAAGGUCAAGCCGAACUACUUCAAAUGGAGAAAAUAUCGCGGCGAACGAGACAUGAGACGGUCUAUGACAAAAUACAGAGAUAUCGUGGUGCCCUACUCAUGAUCUCGGUCCCUGUCCUACUAAUCACUCUUCUGUUCUUUCUCAUGCCAUCACGCAACCCUGCCAAUUCAAUGGAGUCCUUUCCUCGCAAGUUCUCUCCGAAUCCUAAAACUCAGAGCUACGCUGUGAUUUUUGAUGCCGGAAGUUCUGGUAGUAGGGUCCACGUCUUUUGCUUUGACAAGAAAUUGGAUCUUAUUCCUAUUGGCAAAGAACUGGAGCUUUUUGUGCAGAAAAAACCAGGUUUGAGUUCAUUUGCAAAAGACCCCAAAGCCGCUGCUGACUCCCUACUAGAGCUACUAGAGAAAGCUGAAGCUGCAGUUCCCAGAGAAUUGCAACAUAAUACACCAGUUAGAGUCGGGGCAACUGCAGGUCUUAGGCAACUAGAUGGUGAUACACCAGACAGGAUACUGCAAGCGGUAAGGGAUCUUUUGAAGAACAGAGGCACAUUCAAGUCCAAGGCAGAUUGGGUCACCGUUCUUGAUGGAAAUCAGGAAGGUGCUUAUCAAUGGGUGACAAUCAACUAUCUACUAGGGAAUUUGGGUGAAGAAUAUCCGUCUACCGUUGGAGUGGUUGAUCUUGGAGGUGGAUCUGUACAAAUGGCAUAUGCCAUCUCUGAUGCUGAUGCUGCAAAGGCUCCUAGGUUAUCAGAUGGAGAGAAUACUUAUGUGCAGGAAAUGUAUCUCAAGGGUCGAAAAUAUAACCUUUAUGUCCACAGUUACUUGCACUAUGGCUUACUGGCAGCACGAGCUGAAAUUUUGAAGGUUGAAAAAUCCGGCAAUCUCUGCAUCUUGUCUGGUUAUAAUGGUUCGUACAAGUAUGGAGGAGUAGAAUACGAUGCAUCUGCUUUCUCAUCUGGUUCGAGCCUGAAUGCAUGUAGAGAAGCAGCUAAUAAGGCUCUUAAAAUUGAUGAACCUACAUGCACGCACAUGAAGUGCACUUUUGGUGGGGUGUGGAAUGGCGGAGGAGGAAAUGGUCAGAAGAAUCUGUUUGUUGCUUCAUUUUUCUUUGAUCGAGCUGCUGAGGCCGGUUUUGUGGAUCCAAAAAAUGCUGUUGCUAAAGUCCGUCCCGCUGAUUUUGAGGAUGCGGCCAAAAAAGCAUGCCAAAUGAAGCUGGCAGAUGCAAAGUCUAAAUAUCCUCGUGUGGAUCCAGAUAAUUUACCGUACUUAUGCAUGGAUCUCGUCUAUCAAUACACACUGCUCAUAGAUGGGUUUGGCCUCGAUCCAGAGCAAGAGAUUACAUUGGUGAAAAAAGUCGAGUAUCAAAAUUCGCUGGUUGAAGCAGCAUGGCCGCUAGGCAGUGCCAUUGAGGUUAUGUCAUUGAAGACAUGA
Messenger RNA from Fraxinus pennsylvanica, 1614 nucleotides. Lineage: Eukaryota; Viridiplantae; Streptophyta; Magnoliopsida; Lamiales; Oleaceae. The record is from the annotation of a GenBank genome assembly.